ACAUUUUCAGCUGUGAAUUGAUUCUAUAUUUCUAAUACCAGUAUAUGGCUAUUGUAUCUCCUUAAUAUGGUUAUGUGCAGACCUCAAGCUGUUUUGGCCACUGAUCAGGUUCCACUGCUUUUACUGCAAUAAAUCAUUUGCUCAUUACAACGUGAAGAGGGUUGCUGCAAGCUGUGUGUGGCUUGCCUCAAAACUUGAAGAGUGUCCUAGAAAAGCCAGACAGGUCCUCACUAUUUUCCACAGAUUGGAAUGCCGGAAGGAGAAUUUACCCAUAGAGCAUUUUGAUACCAAUUCAAAGAAAUAUGCUGAACUGAAGGCAGAGUUGGUCCGUACAAAAAGGCAUCUUCUAAGAGAUGGGUUUUGUCUGCCAUGUUGAACAACCUCAUAAAUUUAUAUCAAACUAUAUUGCAGCUCUUGGAAUGCCUGAUGAAUUGAGACAGGAAGCAUGAAAUCUUGCAAAUGACAGCACUUAUAACUAUUUAGCUUUGUUUUCAUGAUUUUUUUCUUUUUCCUCAUGCUCUUCUUUUUCCCUCAUAACUUGUCUUUCAUUUUGCUCACUUGUCAUCAUUUGCUCCUCAGUUUGCGCACAACAUUGUUUGUUAGAUUUAAGAGUGAGGUUGUGGCCUGUGGAGUUGUGUAUACUGCAGCCCAUAGAUUUCAAGUGCCAUUGCCUGAGAACCCUCCAUGGUGGAAAGCAUUUGAUGCAGACAAGGCUGGGAUUGAUGAAGUUUGUCGUGUUCUGGCCCAUCUUUACAGCCUUCCAAAGGCACAAUAUAUACCUGUGUGCAAGGAAACUGGUUCGUUUUCAACAUCAAAUAGAUCAUGGGAUUCACCCUCUCAGUCAGUGCCUAAGGAAGUUGCAUCAAAUGGCCCAUCUGGGAAUGAUGACACCGGUGCUACUCCGAAGGGAGCUCCUGCGGCUGCAACAGGUCAGGAAGUGCGCAAAGAUGUGGUGACAAGAGCUCCUCUUGAGAAGGCAAAGAGCAGCGAAGAGUCUAAAAGCUCGUUUCCUGAAGGAGAAAUAAGGGAUGAGCCUGGGUCGAAAUCAAUAACUGUACGCAAGACAGAAGCAGGAACUGGUGAAAAGGAUAAGAACAAAGAUAGGGAUAGAGAGAGGGAGAGGAAGAAGGAAAGAUCAAAGUCAUGGGACCGCGAUAGGGAAAGGGAAAGGGAGCGGGAUGAUAUUGAAAGGGAAAAGGAUAGAGCCAAAGGAAGGAGCUAUCACUCAAGAGACAAAGCGCACCAGGAGAAGUCAAAACGCCCCUCUUCUGGAGAUCGGGGCUAUCAUAGUUCCUCUUAUUCAUCAAGGGAGAAAGAGCGCCGAAGACAUCACUAAUGCAGAGUCAUGAACAAAUAGCUCAGAGGUUUUCUUUCCUUCUUCUUCCUGGCUGUGCUAUAUACAUAGGCUUGCUUGAUUAUAGUGGUGCUCAAACACACACCUGGCCUGAUUAUUAUCAUAUGUACAUUUUGAAAAUGAGUAGUUCUGGCUAGCCUUGAUAUAGAUGGUUAAAAAACAUAUGCCUGUGAUAUCUGUUGAUUCAUUGCUCAUCAGGAUUGUGUUGCAUUGUUGCAAUAUCUUUUUUAGACUGAACACAUAGUCGUGUACAACAAACACCAACAUCCGCUGAUAAUGGAUGAUGACAAGCAACAACUUCGCAUCUCUUACAAACCAAUCCUUUCCCACAUCCUAAAACAAUUACACCUACAAAAGGCACAUUACACCCAUGAAACCAAAGAGAGAAAUCAGCAUUACUACACCACACAAGAGAUCGCAAUGAAAGAUGGAAUAAUAAUCUCGAUUAUAUGCAGUAAUGAGACGAAAAUUGGUGCAGAACAAGAUGCAGCUAAACAAGCAAUAGUCCUUCACAGAGAUGCAUUUGGAUAUACAAUAACCAGACUCGAUUUGU
Messenger RNA from Cuscuta campestris, 1907 nucleotides. NCBI's taxonomy places the organism in Eukaryota, Viridiplantae, Streptophyta, Magnoliopsida, Solanales, Convolvulaceae. The record is from the annotation of a GenBank genome assembly.